CCCGCUCGUCCUCCCUGCAGUCGUCGCCGACGAUGGACCGCAUCGAAUCAUGGGGAAACACGAUCACCAACCUCACCAUGUACGACAUCAAGAGCAUGUACAACCAGGCCAAGAACGUCGUGCUUAAUGUCAGCGAGAUGGAGGCCAAGGUGCGCGAGGCGACCAACGACGAUCCAUGGGGAGCGAGCUCGACGCUGAUGACCGAGAUCGCACAAGGGACAUUCAACUUUCAAAACUUCAACGAGAUCAUGCCGUGCAUAUACGCGCAGUUCAUGGAGAAAGAAGCGCGUCAGUGGCGGCAUAUAUACAAGGCGCUCCAACUGCUCGAGUACCUCGUCAAGCACGGCAGCGAGCGCGUCGUCGACGACGCCCGCUCGCACAUCUCAACUAUCAAGAUGCUCCGCAACUUCCACUACAUCGACGACAAGGGCAAAGACCAAGGCAUAAACGUCCGUAACCGCUCGCGCGAGCUCGCCGAGCUCCUCUCCGACGUCGAGAAGAUCCGCGUCGAGCGGCGCAAGGCCAAGGCCAACAAGAGCAAAUACAUCGGUACCGGCUCCGACGGGCUUUCCUUCGCCUCCGGCGGCUCGCGCUACGGCGGCUUCGGCAGCGACUCGCUGGGCGGCGGCGGUGGCGGGAGCUACGGCGGCAGCGCGAGCGGGUUCGAGCGAGAUUACAGCGGCGGAAGCAGCGGCGGCGCGGGCGGGAGCAGCGGGUUCCGCGACGACACCGCGCGGCGCGGGUACGAGGAGUACGACGCGGGCGAAUACGAGUCGGGCCCGCGGCGCUCCAACUCGCUCACCGUGCCCGCCGUGCAGUCCCAGGCGCGCGCGCAAUCCCAGUCUCAGGCGCGUGGGGCGCCGACGCGCUCGGCGACGCAGCCACCGGUGCCGGUGCAGAAGGCGCCCGAGGUGGACCUGCUUGGAUUCGCGGACGACGAGCCGGCGGCAUCUGUGACGGCGACCGCGGCAGGGACGACGGGGUUCUCGAUGGCGGGGAGCACGGAGAAGGCGCUCCCCGCGCUCGCGACCCUGAGCCUCGCGGAUGACGACGACUUUGCCGACUUCCAGGCGGCCCCGCCGUCCGCGACUGCCGCGGCGCCCCCGAUGCCGAGCGGCAAACCGAGCCUGAUGGACAUGCUGGCCUCCGCGCCCGCGCCCGCGCCGGUUGCCGCGACCGGCACGCCCACGUACGCCGCGCGGCAGCCGCUGUACACCUCUCCCGCCACCACAGGCGCGCCCACUGGCAUGGGCAUGAACAGCGGCAUGGGCAUGGGCGUGGGCAUGCAGCCCACCCCAGCGACGUACGGCGGCGGCCGCCCGCUCUCCUUCGCGCAGCCCGUGCUGAGCCCGACGUCGUCUUCUACGGCACCGCCCUCGCUUGCGACGUCACCGACCGUCGGGGCGAAGAAGCCUGCGGGCGCGGGCGCGGGGAACUUUGACGAUCUGUGGACGAUGGGGAUGUCGCUCGGCUCGGGAUCGAAGCCCGGGACGCCGGUGGGCGGGAAGCGGACGAGCAUGGGCUUGGGCAUGGGGGUCGGCGCGGCAGCGCCUGCCAAGUCGAUGAAGGACCUGGAGCGGGAGAAGGCGCAGGCGGGGAUAUGGGGCGUCGGUGCGCAGAAGGCGCCGCAGGCACAACAGCAGCAGCAGGCGGGCGCGGGUGCGUUUGGGUCGUUUGGGCCGGCGGCUGGUGGGGCGGGCGGGGCGGACGACUUGUUGCUUUGA
This is a messenger RNA of Heterobasidion irregulare TC 32-1, 1724 nucleotides long. Its product is annotated as equilibrative nucleoside transporter protein. Gene Ontology annotation, molecular function: clathrin binding; phospholipid binding. Gene Ontology annotation, biological process: endocytosis; Golgi to endosome transport. Gene Ontology annotation, cellular component: endosome; clathrin vesicle coat; plasma membrane. The record is from RefSeq and is a predicted model, not a curated record. NCBI's taxonomy places the organism in Eukaryota, Fungi, Basidiomycota, Agaricomycetes, Russulales, Bondarzewiaceae. The coding region runs from base 33 to 1724 and encodes 563 amino acids. The transcript has 9 exons.